CAUAUCGAGUAGGCGCUGCAAUGGAUUUCUCGUUAUAUGUUUGUAUAUACGUUCCGAAUUAUCUCCAGGCACAUAAGUUGGAGAUUUGUUAUCAAAAGUAGAAACGCCCUUAAGGCAUUCUUUGGAGCAGUCGAGUGCUGUGAUUCUGGUAUCUUCACGCCCCUGCGAUUACUCAAGGACUUAGGUAAUAGCCGCCUAUGUUGACAGACACGAACUGGCGAGUUCAUCUGGACGGAAACGAGCCUUCGGGACGACGCCAUCUUUCUGCACAGAGGGAAGUAACCAGUGAUAACGAGCAUCAUUGUUAUAGCGGUCUGAUAACUGGUCGGGUGACCGUGUUGGGGACUGGAUAAAGCAGUUGUCCUCAGUCAUGGAGAUUUGUAGGGAAACUUGGUUGCUUAGUGCCACUGCUUAGAGCAAGUGGUUGCAAUCGGACAGCGUUGCACUAUGGGAAGCGGAUUAAGCUCAAGACCAACUCCAUCAGCUUCAUCACGAGCUCAGCAACACCCGGUCUCACAUCUUAGACACGACCCAAACAGAAUAUCCGUCAUGCCAGUCGGAAGCCCGGUUUCCAACGACAAGACAGAAGGCGGCCCGCACAUGCUGCGAACCAACCAGGUGGCACCCAUCAUCAUCCGCAAUUGCCGGGAAGAGUUCCAGCAUGUGUCCGACUUCAAGGACCCAGUUGUUUACGGAUGUAUAGCUGACGGCAUGGUACAGCAUGCCCUUAUUAGGAAUCAGUAUUUCAUGGUAAAUGAUGUCAACAGUAAAACUGACCGCCUUGGUACCAUGGAAACCUACCAUACACCCAACGUGCGUUGUGCCAAAGGGUUUCCCAUCUAUGGCUGCGGACAGCCAUCAAAGAGGGGUUUACACAAAAUACUCAACCGACUCGAGGAAGACGGAAAUGACGACAUCAUAAUGUUCCUGCUUCGGGAAGAACCUGUUUUAUAUGUUGACACAGGGGACGACAUGGUUACCUACUCCCUCCGCCACGGUGACAAUCUUGACGAAUGUCUCGUGAACAGGGGGAAGAAACCAGCAGAGUCCGAGCUGUUCGAAGUGGUCGUCCGAAAAGAGAUCAUAGAUCUUGCUUGCCUGAAACAUGACAACCGUUUCUACUUCUAUGACGACCUCGACAAACUUGCCGAUGAACCUCACGAGUUUAACGUGGAAUUUGCUGACAAUGUCAGUGUCAGUGAAGAGAUCUUCCGGAGACCUUGUUUCAAACGGUCAAAUCUUAGGUACAAACGCAUCUGUGUUCCCGUUGACUCUGCACCACUGGAAGAAGAAUUCGAUUCCUUCGUGCAGGUUUUCAAGGAAACACCAAGUGUUUUCAUGGCGGAAGAUUCCCUCCCAGCAAUAAUCCUCAUGGACCACACGGGCAUCGGGCGGGCACACACGGGCAUGGUCAUGUCCUACCUCAUAUACUGCCAAAGAAAUGGCUUCCCUGGCCGAAAGGAGGACUUGUACCCAUCGUCGAAAACAGAGAAACUUAAACGGGGACACUCACGUUCUGAAAGGGGUGAUUUCGUUGCCGUGCAGUUGUUGGUGGAUAGUUUGAGGAACGGCCAUGCGGUCAAGGCUGAGGUUGAUGCUGUGAUUGACAUUUGCUCCGAGGCCGGUAACAUUCGGAAUGAAAUUUAUGAGAGUAAGACCGCUUUGGAAGGUCUCAAGGUGGAUUAUGUAAUACAGGGCGGUAGUGCAAGGGAGUACUACCUGAAGAAAUGCAUCGCCCAGUUAGAACGAUACUUCUAUUUGAUUUGCUUUAAUGCCUACUUACAUGACGAGUAUCCCACCAUGUUUUCGGAAUCGUUCAGUAAGUGGAUGAAGAUGCAUCCAGAGCUCUAUCGUCUGCUUGGUCAUCUCAAUGUGUGCGAGAGGAGAGCGCCACCUAGUCUGCUCACCAAGGAAACACGCUUUCUGGUGAUGGACGAUUACAUAGGUUUAGAUGUUCUCAGUUCUCACCAGGACGUUCAAGUAUCGAAUUUCCGCAAAAUGCCUUUACUUCCAAUAUAUGGUAUGGCACAACCUUCGAGCCAGGGCAUCUCUAAAGUACUUCAGUACUUGACGCACAAGAAACAGAGUCAUCCCUUCAUUGCCUUCUUCAACCUCCGUGAGGACAUUGUCCUUGAAUGUGACGGCGUUACGUGCGGUGUUCGCGACAUCACCAACUUGGAGGGAGCCAUUAACCUUCAUGGUAUUAACCAAAAUGAGAUUGAGGAUUUAGAAAAUGAAUACAAGAAUGAAGUUAUAUCAAAUAGAAAGUUGUUUGUGUAUAAGGAACUACACACAGCUAAGGUGCCACUAGAAAUUGACUCCGUUCUGACUCCCCUUGAGAUGUUUGAAGAGCAAAGGCCCAAGUUUACACCGGAGAUGGCCUACUUCAGACUACCUAUGCACAAUGAUUGUAGUCCGGAGGAAAAGGUUUAUGACAUGCUAGUUACCAUCUUGAACAACUUUGAUAACCUUGAAGUGCCUGACGAGUCCCCAGCCUUGGUAUUUCAUUGUCGGACUGGAAAAGGACGCACAAUAACCGCAAUGGCCAUUGCUGGGCUUUUCCUGUUUCACAAGCGUCAGGGCUUCCCAUACGGUACGAAACCCGGCGAACAAGAACGGAUAUCAGUGCCGAACGCUCAGUAUACAAAAGGUGACUUCCAGGUGGUGCAAACCCUUGUUCGUAUUCUACCAGAUGGACACCAAGUAAAACGAGAAGUGGAUUUCAUUCUUGACCAGAUCUCCGAGACUAUGACGCCAAUGCACUAUCAUGCUAGGGAGAUCAUAUUCGUGACAUACAAUAAGAUGAAGAAAGCUCGCAGCACCAAGGAACGCUUUAUUCUCAAACGUCGGAGUAUUGACUACCUUGAGCGUUACAUCUAUCUCAUCCUCUUCAAUGCUUACCUUCACUCGGAGAAAGACACCACGUGGGACAGGUCUUUCAGCUCUUGGAUGAAACAGGUGGCAGCCCCACACGGCGUCUACGAUAUACUUGAUAAUGUUGCCUUCACUGAAUUCGAAGAGAAGCCAUGCGACAUGAGACACAUUCGAGUGCGAUGGCGGGACAAGACGAUUCCACAAGGAUUCCAGGGGAAAUUUAUAUGAAACUUACAAAUCUUGAUAAACAUUGAUCCUACAUGUUAUAUGUAGUGCAGGGACCGUUCAAUGCAUUUGAUGCGUUGCCGCAGAAAUAAAGACAUGCCUCCUUUCCUGAUAUUUUGGUCUUUGAGAGUGAAAUUGAUGUCCGCGCAUCGAGAUCAAUCGUCUUUGUGACCUUUCAUCACGCCUCUGUUGGUGAUUCAAAUUAAUAUACCGUUUACGGCCACAAUAGUCUCGCCGGAAUCCUUUAAGAGUGGCUCCUCCAUCAACCCACACCUGAUAGAAGGGGAAAUUCUUUGUAAAACGGUGUUGUUCAGCAGUAUUACUGUUUUUGUUGUUUCAUGUUUGACAAUGAUGGUGAGGUUCAAUGCUCCCGAGACAAUUUUGAUAACAGUCCAUUUCUGCAAAUUUUUACACAUACAAUGUAGUUUAGUUUUUGUUUACAAGUAAGUGAGGAAUCAUCUUAACUUCUCGAUGAUAAAUUGAAUAUUAUAUAACGAUAUGCAUUUAAAUGUAAAUAGUGUUGGCA
Molecule: messenger RNA, 3625 nt
Organism: Lineus longissimus
Lineage: Eukaryota; Metazoa; Nemertea; Pilidiophora; Heteronemertea; Lineidae
Product: paladin-like
Exons: 19
Coding region: 448-3102 (884 amino acids)
Cellular component (GO): cytoplasm
Molecular function (GO): protein tyrosine phosphatase activity
Source: RefSeq, a predicted model, not a curated record